AUGAAUGUGAAUCUAAUCAGAUAUUCUCAUAGAAUGAAUGAAGUACAUGAUGAUCAAUGGCCCGAAGGUUGGAUGAAUGUGUGUGGGAUAGACAUGAAUAAUCCUCAAUGGUUCCCAGAAGUGUGCAUACUUAGAGAAGGAUACUCACUUGGGAUCCAAGGAAAAAUAGCAUCUGAGAUGCUGUCACAAAAGACUACAUAUGUCGCAUACCUUGUCUUUCGAACGACUCGGGAUACCAGGGGACUUGCUGUGCCUGCAAAAACAAAGGUAAGUUUUGGUGGGAUAGAAAUAGAGUCGGAAAAUGUUUAUCUUCGAAGACCACAGUUUCAGCAAGAAAACUACGUGUUUCCUUGCUUAAGAAAUGAUGGGUGGAUGGAGAUGAAGUUGGGAGAAUUUGAGUGCAAUGAAGGAGAUGAUGGGGAAGUUGAGAUGGCUUUUGAGGAGGUUACGCAACGAAACUGGAAGAGUGGUCUUAUCGUGGAGGGCAUUGAGCUUCGGCCUAAAUAA
Lactuca virosa is the source of this 507-nucleotide messenger RNA. The record is from the annotation of a GenBank genome assembly. Lineage: Eukaryota; Viridiplantae; Streptophyta; Magnoliopsida; Asterales; Asteraceae.